Molecule: messenger RNA, 1844 nt
Organism: Schistocerca serialis cubense
Lineage: Eukaryota; Metazoa; Arthropoda; Insecta; Orthoptera; Acrididae
Exons: 2
Coding region: 302-1606 (434 amino acids)
Source: RefSeq, a predicted model, not a curated record
CUACCACGGUAUAUAGCUCAGGCGCACGUUCCCACGCAAUGGCAGAAAACGAUGAUAAUUGUGAAGACGAGUCAUUUUGUUCUAGUUCUUCUGAUGUAUAUGAACCUAGUGAUGGUGCCUCUCAAUCAUCAAAUGAUCAACAUGAAAUUUAUGGCAAUAAAAGAAACAAAGAAAACAGGGAACAAUGGAAGAAAACCCUAAGGAAGAAGAAGUGAAAUAGUGGGGAAACUUACGCUAACAGUAAAGGGGAGACUGUCCCAGGAAAGACAUUUGUUGAUUUUAAUUGUUCAUGUAGACAAAAAUGCUGCCAAAAAUAAAUUGUGAGGAGAAAAGAAAGUUUUUUGACACAUUUUAUGGAAGUGGGUCUUGGGAUGUGCAGACAUCAAUAAUAUAUGGUUCAGUUAAAAAUGUUCCCAUCAAAAGGAAGCGUUCUAAAACUGACAAGAAGAAGUUUUCUAGGAACUAUUAUAUUCCUAGUGCGGAUGGAAAUGAUAUGAAGGUGUGCAAAAAAACUUAUCUAAAGAUACUACAGAUUUCUGGCAGCACUAUGCAUCAAGCCAUAGCCAAAGCAAAGACAAGCUCUUUAUGUGACCAGCGUAGAAAACACGUACCUCAUAAUAAAAGUGCUGACUCAGCUAUUAUUCACAUCCUUAAUCAUAUUAGUAGUUUUCCUAGUACAUCGAGUCACUACUGCAGAAGAGAUUCGUCAAAAAAGUACUUCGACAGUAGACUUGAUCUUAGUUUGAUGUACAGAUUAUUCAUUGAUAAGCUGAAAGAAGAAGAUCCCAAUGUUAAACCUCCCAGACAAUCACUGUACGAAAAAGUAUUUAGACGAGACUUCAAUCUCAGUUUCAAGCCUCCUCAAAAGGAUACAUGUCAAACAUGUGACAGGCUAAACAAGCUAAUUACAGCAGAGGAGACACUUAGAGCUGGUGAGGCAGACACUGAUAAGCUACGAAGAUUAAGAAAGGAGCAGGAAUUGCACCACAGGAAGGCUGAAGCUGCAAGAGAUUGUCUGAAAAGUGAUAUGGAGAACUCCAAGACAGAAGAUAAUCUUACAGUUUUUUCAUUUGAUUUGCAGAAAGCAUUAUUGCUGCGAAAAUUGAUAACAGGUGUUGCAUACUAUAAACAUCAACUCUCCUGCUUUAAUCUUGGAAUUCAUGACUUUAAAAGUGGAAAGGCAGUAAUGCAUUGCUGGAAUGAAAGUAUUGCUUCAAGGGGAGCUGAAGAGGUAGGCUCUUGUGUAUUGAAGUAUGUCAAAUCUCAUGAUAUUGGUCCAAGGAUGGUUGUAUGGUCAGAUUUGUGUGGGGGGCAAAACAGGAAUUUUAAAAUUAUGACAAUUUGGAUGUAUUUGGUUCAGAGUGACAAAACUAACACUGAGGAAAUUACGCACAAAUUUGCUGAACCUGGUCACUCGUAUCUUCCAAAUGACAGUGAUUUUGGGGAUAUAGAGAGGAAACUAUGGCAUUAUCCAGAAAUAUUUGCCCCAGAACAACUUUAUUGUAUUAUUGAGAAUGCCAGAGUGAAGAAAGGUAAAUUUGAAGUGAUAAACACGCACGAAGGUGGUGUUAGUAGGUGGUACCAGGGUCGUGGAUGUUAUCGUUGAUCGACCUAUAAGCGAAUGCAAAUAUGAAUUAUUUAAAAUUUUCAUUUCGUAUCUUCGCUUUGUAUUGGUUUGGCUUCCUGUAGUGCAUGUGUGAUUUGUGAGUGCAAUUUUUAACCUAGUCUGUUAUGUAAAAUAUAUGGCUAUGCCUAAAUGAAAGUGUACAUUUUCUGAUGUCCUUUCCUGCAAAUCUCCAGCUUUCAAGAAAGGGAUAAAUGAAUUUGAAGCAGAAUGUAAAAUA